Messenger RNA from Mycena indigotica, 924 nucleotides. Its product is annotated as Ribosome biogenesis regulatory protein. NCBI's taxonomy places the organism in Eukaryota, Fungi, Basidiomycota, Agaricomycetes, Agaricales, Mycenaceae. The transcript is spliced from 4 exons. Gene Ontology annotation, biological process: endonucleolytic cleavage in ITS1 to separate SSU-rRNA from 5.8S rRNA and LSU-rRNA from tricistronic rRNA transcript (SSU-rRNA, 5.8S rRNA, LSU-rRNA); ribosomal large subunit export from nucleus; ribosome biogenesis. Gene Ontology annotation, cellular component: nucleus; nucleolus; preribosome, large subunit precursor. Gene Ontology annotation, molecular function: protein binding. The record is from RefSeq and is a predicted model, not a curated record. The coding region runs from base 1 to 924 and encodes 307 amino acids.
AUGGACGUCUCCAAUAUCCUCGCUUCUAAUACAGCGAAAUACCAAUCCAUCACUGUCGAAAAAGAAACGCCUCUUGAAGUCGAUCCCGGUCUUCUGCUAGUAUCAGACCUCAACCCUAUCGACGAGGAGUCAUACGCCUCAAAUCUCGAAGAACAUCUCCAGUCACUUGCCCGAGAUGGCGUUCAAGCACUGCUUGGGUCCUUAUUCUCAUUACCUACUCAACGGUCAGACGAAGGUCCCCUCGCUCAACUUCCACCACCAACCACCGCCAUCCCUCGGGCGAAGCCUUUACCCAAACCGAAACCUUUGACAAAGUGGGAGCAGUUUGCUAAGGCGAAGGGUAUCCAGCAUCGAACUCGCGAUAAACGAGUAUGGGACGAAGAGAGGCAGGAUUGGGUGAAUCGUUGGGGCCGGGACGGGAAGAACAAGCAGGUGGAGGAGCAAUGGAUUACAGAAGUCCCUGCUAAUGCUGAUGUUGAUUUCGAUCCCCGCAAGGCCGCUCGCGAUGAGCGCAAAGCACGGGUCACGAAAAACGAAAAACAACGGCUUGCUAAUGUGUCUCGUGGGCAGGGCGCUACGAAUCCACGAAAAGCGGAGAUCGAGAAAACAUUGGCGUCAUCGCGGAUUAGCACAGCUAGUAUGGGCAAAUUCGACAAGAAGCUUGAAGGUGAAAAGAAAAUGCGUGGCGUCAAACGAAAGUUUGAACCAACAGAAAAGUCUCUCGAAGCAGAAAAGGCCACGUCGUUGGCACUACUGUCCAGAAUGGACAGCGACGCGAAGAAAGUGAGGAGAGAGGGUCCAAAGGAAGAGAAGGUGUUGAAUGAGCGUAAAGCGGUCAGAUUUGCGAGUAAAGGUCGGGGUGGUGUUGCCUUGGGUCGGGAGACUGCACGAGGCAAAGGAAAGCGAACAAAGGGCAAGCGGUAA